Messenger RNA from Raphanus sativus (radish), 5205 nucleotides. RefSeq names its product eukaryotic translation initiation factor 4G. Gene Ontology annotation, cellular component: eukaryotic translation initiation factor 4F complex. Bases 160 to 5025 code for a protein of 1621 amino acids. NCBI's taxonomy places the organism in Eukaryota, Viridiplantae, Streptophyta, Magnoliopsida, Brassicales, Brassicaceae. The record is from RefSeq and is a predicted model, not a curated record. Gene Ontology annotation, molecular function: mRNA binding; translation initiation factor activity; protein binding. The transcript is spliced from 9 exons.
AUUAUUUUUCUUGUUCCUCCUAAAAUCAAGUCCGUUCGAUAAAACCCUAAUUUUAUCUCCCUCACCAUCGUUUCACUACCAUCAUCACACACACACACACACAGCUUUUAGGAUUAGCUUGCAAACAAAAAAAACUGCUGAGAUUAGGGUUAGAUCGAGAUGUCCUACAAUCAACCACGGCCCGAUACUCAACAGUAUCGGCGAACCGGGCGAUCUACCGGCUAUCACCAACAACAACAACAGCAACAACCGCACCGAUCUUCCACCGCCGGUUACGGUAGGGGAGCCGGCGGUGGACCUCCUCCCGCCUCUUCCGCCGCCGUCGAUCCCUCUAAUCGCAGUUUUAAGAAGCCUGGCAAUAAUGCUCAAGGAGGGCAUCAUCAGCAGCAGCAGCCUAGGGUGAAUCUGCCUCCUGUGAAUAGCAAUCACAAUGGUCCUAAUGUACAAUCUCGCUCUCAAGGAGAGCCGGUUGUUGGUGGACCGGUCGCGAAUUCAACGAGUGGAGCUGCUAUUCCAAAGGCUCCAACUUCGCAGUCUCCUGCUGCUAUGAAUUCUAAGACCAAUGAGUCUCAGAACACAGCUAAAGGAGCAGUCCCUGGAGACCCUUCUAAAGCAUUUGCUUUCCAGUUCGGGUCACUUGGUCCUGAUUUGAUGAAGAUUCCUGCUCGAACUAGCUCAGCACCUCCUAACAUGGAUGAGCAGAAACGUGCACAGCUGCAGCAAGCUUCUUUAAAACCAGCACCGAACGUUCCAGCUCCUGUACCUAAAAAAGACUCACCAAAUAAGGCUGCAGAUGUGCAAGUCCAUCAUAUGUCUCCUCUAAACCAAACGCAAAAGUCUCCAAUUACGCAUAUCCGGAUGCCUUCUGUCCAGACACCUUAUCAGCAUCCGCAGGUUCCUCACCCUGUGCAUUUCGGUCCCCCGCCGAAUAUGCACAUGCAGCCUCCCAAUGUGGCUCCCACCUCAUUUCAGAUGCCAAUGCCUAUGGGAUUACCUAUGGGAAAUACACCUCAGAUCCAGCCGCAAGUGUUUUUUCAAGGUCUCCCUUCACACCCCAUGCACCAUCAGGGUAUGAUGCAUCAGGCGCCGCAGGGACAUGGCUUUGCUACUCCAAUGGGUGCUCAGAUUCAUCCUCAGAUGGGCCACGUGGGUGUGGGUUUGACCCCUCAAUAUCCCCAGCAGCAAGGAGGCAAAUAUGGUGGGGGACGUAAGACAACACCCGUCAAGAUUACACAUCCGGACACGCAUGAAGAGCUGAGACUUGGUGGACGGGGUGAGCUUCAUCAAGAUGGCCAACCACAAGGUCCAAAAUCGCAUCCUAACACACCUCCUAGAUCACAUCCAGUGUCAACAUUUGCUUCACGACCACUUCAUGUGGUUCAAACCUCUUUUAACUCCAGUCCAAUAACAUAUACUCCACGACCACUUCAUGUGGUUCAAACCGCUUUUAACUCCGGUCCAGUUAUUGAUGGGUCUCAGAGGGUACAGUUUACCAACCAUUCCACUCAUACUGCUCCACAGCCUUUCAAACCUGCAUCUGAGGCACAUGUUUCAUCUGAUUCUUCAUCUACGAAAGCACAUGUGACGUCAUCUGCUCUGCCUGCACCUGGGAGGGUAACAGUGAAGCAAGCUCCUACUCCUGAAAAGGCUGAAUCACCUAAAACCAGGCCACAUGAAGAAACUAACGUUGGUCUGUCACAAAAGAAGGUGGAGACUGGUUCAUUGGACUCUUCACAGCAGCCGAAACCUGGCUCUGUCUCUGCGUUAUCAAAUUUGACUGCUCCGUCAGCAAAGGCACCUGUGGAGACGGUUACAGUUGCAACAACUACGAUUGGAAGUGUGCAAAAGGUGAAUGAGUCGAGUUCAGUGGAAGAUCAAACACGGACGUGUAAGGUGGAACCCUCUCAUAAUGCAACUGAGGUUCAUGGACAGACUCCGGUAUCUGAUCUCGAAACAAAAGCCACUGUUGCUAAGGAAAAUUCAUCACUUCCAGCUACCAAUGGGUUUGAGAAGCAAAACGUUCCAGCUUCUGCCUCGCCAGAUACAAGAAUUGACAAAACUGCGGAAGACCUAAACUGUGAUGAGGGAACUAUUUCAGGAAAGGAGGUUGAUGAGUCUGUAAAUUCUGAUGAGAAGCUCGAAACAGUAUCAGGCGUGCUUGAGAAGGCACAGAAUGAGGUGGAUGGUGCCACAGACAUUUGUUCCGACUCGGAGAAAUCAUCUAAAGUUGCAGAUGAUACAAGCUCUGAGCUUCAACAUUCCCCUCAUUCUCAGUCAUCUACGGUUCCUGUUGAACAUUCUAGUAACAGUUUGACAUCUACCACAGCUACUCUUUCUAAGGAUAGAACUGCUUUUGAAUCGAACACAAAAAGACCUACUUCUACCAAAGGAAAGAAGAAAAUAAAAGAAAUUCUUCAGAAGGCAGAUGCUGCAGGGACAACUGAUCUCUAUAAUGCUUAUAAAGGGCCUGAGGAGAAGAAAGAGAUUGCAAUGCCUUUGGAGAGCUCUGAUGUUUCAAACCAGAAGCUGCAGGAUGUUGUUGAAGCCACUGUGGAUACUGAACCAGUGAAAAAUGAACCGGAAAACUGGGAAGAUGCAGCUGAUGUUUCCACACCAAAGCUGGAAAGUGUGCAGGGAAAGCCAGGUUCCGCAGAUGAGGUCAGAGACAGCUGCAGUAAUAUGGAAAAGAAAUACUCCCGGGAUUUCCUCCUUAAGUUUGCAGACAUGGUUACUGCUCUUCCUGAGGGCUUUGACAUUUCGUCUGAUGUUGCUAGCUCCGUAAUCGGUCCGCCUCAUCAUGAACACGGAAAGGUUAUGGAUCGGCAAGGUAGUAGUAGUGGUCGACGUCCCAGCAAUAUGUCUGAUGAUAGGUGGGCAAAGAAUCAGGGUUCUCUUCCCUCAGGACAACAUGGAGGUAACGUUGGUUUCCGAAGUGGUCAAGGAGGAAACUCAGGAGUCCUAAGAAACCCUCGUAUGCAGCAGGGCCCGAUAAUGUCUAGACCAAUGCAACCUGUGGGUCCGAUGGUAGGAAUGGGCAGAAACGACAUGUGGCAACGAGGUUCAAAUUUCCAACAGAAAGGACUUUUUCCUUCUCCGCAUACUCCUAUGCAGGUGAUGCACAGAGCUGAGAGAAAAUACCAAGUUGGUACUGUUACAGAUGAAGAACAGGCAAAGCAAAGGCAGUUGAAGGGUAUCUUGAACAAGCUGACUCCACAGAACUUUGAGAAGCUGUUUGAGCAAGUUAAAGGUGUCAAUAUUGACAACGUUGUUACGCUUACGGGUGUCAUCUCACAGAUAUUUGACAAAGCUUUGAUGGAGCCUACCUUCUGUGAGAUGUAUGCUGAUUUCUGUGUACAUUUGUCUGGUGCGUUACCUGAAUUAAAUGAGGACGGUGAGAAGGUCACCUUCAAAAGAUUGCUACUCAAUAAGUGUCAGGAGGAAUUUGAGAGAGGAGAGAAAGAGGAGGAAGAAGCAAGUAGAGUUGCUGAAGAAGGAAGUGUAGAACAAACUGAAGAGGAAAUGGAAGAGACGAGACUCAAAGUUCGUAGGAGAAUGCUGGGUAAUAUUAGACUCAUUGGUGAGCUAUACAAGAAAAGGAUGUUGACUGAGAAGAUCAUGCACGCAUGCAUCCAAAAAUUGCUCGGGUAUGAUCAGGAUCCACAUGAAGAGAACAUUGAAGCUCUGUGUAAACUGAUGAGUACGAUAGGAGUUAUGAUCGAUCAUAGCAAAGCUAAGGUUCACAUAGAUGCAUAUUUUGAUAGAAUGAAGAUGCUAUCAGGCAAAGAAGAAUAUUCUUCUAGGGUGAGGUUCAUGUUGAUUAAUGCCAUAGAUCUGAGAAAGAACAAAUGGCAGGAGCGAAUGAAGGUUGAAGGGCCAAAGAAAAUAGAGGAAGUGCACAGAGAUGCUGCACAAGAACGCCAAACUCAAGCUAAGAGGCUAUCGCGUGGACCCUCAAUGAAUGUGUCAGGAAGAAGAAGUCAUAUGGAGUAUAGUCCUAGGGGAGGAGGAGGAGGAAUGCUGUCACCUCCGAGUGCCCAAAUGGGUGGUUAUCAUGGACCAUCCCAAGGUCGUAGUUAUAAUAAUAACCAGGACAUUAGAUUUGAUGAAAGGCCAGCCUAUGAGCCUAGGAUGGUUCCAAUGUCUCAAAGGUCAGUAGGUGAGGAGCCUAUUACCUUGGGUCCUCAAGGUGGUCUUGGUCAAGGAAUGUCGUUUAGAAAGCCUGCAGUAGGGUCAAAUUCUGAUCCUAGGCGACCAGCUGGAGGUUUGAAUGGUGUUGGCUCACAAAGACCUGCAAGUCCUGUUACUCAGGGACGGUCAAGUCCUCAAGAGCGGGGAUCAGCUUAUGUUCACAGGGAGUUCGCAAGUCUGUCUCGUGCUUCUGAACCGUCAUCAGAAGUGCCAUCUGCUAGGCAAGUACCGCAAGGACCAUCGGCAGCAGUGAACAUCCCUCAGGAACGGUUACAAGAUAUGUCCUUAUCUGCCAUUAAGGAAUAUUACAGUGCCCGAGAUGAGAAGGAGAUUGGUUUAUGCAUGAAAGAUAUAAAUUCACCAGCUUUCCACCCAACAAUGAUUUCUCUGUGGGUUACUGAUUCUUUUGAGAGAAAAGACAAAGAAAGAGAUCUCUUAGCAAAGCUCCUUGUUAACCUUGUGAAAUCUGCUGACAACGACUUAACCGGAGCCGAACUAGUGAAAGGGUUUGAAACCGUUUUGACUACACUGGAGGAUGCUGUGAAUGAUGCUCCAAAAGCAGCAGAGUUUCUAGGCAAAAUCUUCGGUAAAAGUGUGACUGAGAAUGUAGUGACAUUGGCACAGAUUGGUCGGCUAAUACGUGAAGGAGGAGAAGAACCAGGAAGUCUGAUGGAGUUUGGGUUAGGAGGUGAUGUUCUUGGGAGUGUUUUGGAGACAAUAAAGUCAGAAGCAGGAGAAGAAGCUUUUGUUGAGAUUCAAAGGAGCUCAGGUCUGAGGAUUGAAGAUUUCAAACCUCCUGCACCUAACAGGUCUAAGAUAUUAGAUAAAUUUACUUAGGAAUCAAAAAUGUACGGAGCCAUCUUUUGACCGUUCUGUUGCUCUGUCUCUCUUUUUUUUUUCUCAAGUGCUUCGACAAACUAAUCUGUUAAAAAAGGAGUUUCUCUAUUUUAUUUAUUAUAAUAUCAAAACCUUCCAAAAUAUUCAUGUUAAUUCAUUAUUAAUAACCAGUAACGCUCA